UCGUGCAAGAGUGAGCCACUAGAUUCCCUUCAGAUGUUCAGUCGUAGUACACGCCAAUGUAAGAAGCGCUUUUUCCUUUUAUUUAUCCCGUUUUUCUUUUCCUUUGCAGCGGGGAAGUGACUAAUGAAGCUAAUAUGGGGAAUAUCUACCGUGUAACUUAGUGCUUUAUCGUUAAUUCAUCAUUUAAGUUUUUCUGUCGGUUGUUGUAUAUUCACGACAAGUGUUUGUUGCUGAAAAACAAAAUCUAUUCAAAUAACGAUGACAGGUGUGAAGGCUUGGCCACUGCUUCUACUGCCGUUUUCACUGGUCUCUAUGGGCAAAGCAGCGUGUCCAUUUCCUGUUUUGAAUGGCAAAAUUGUCUUGUCCUCGGAAUCCAUACUGAAGAAUAGCUUCCCAGACAAUUCAGAAGCGUUUGUGGAGUGUGCUAAAGGAUUUGAGAGAGAUGAAGGUCCGACUUCAAUCACCUGUGUGAACGGGGUCUGGAGUCCAGUGAAAUUAUCCUGCAAAAAGAUUGAUUGUAGACAACCUGAACUUUCACCACAUAUGACGUACUCCAUACCUGAUGGAACAUUUUUUGGUGCCUACAUUCAACCCAUAUGUGAGACAGAAAUAUAUAAAAUAUAA
This is a messenger RNA of Sinocyclocheilus grahami, 624 nucleotides long. Its product is annotated as complement decay-accelerating factor, GPI-anchored-like. The record is from RefSeq and is a predicted model, not a curated record. The transcript has 3 exons. Lineage: Eukaryota; Metazoa; Chordata; Actinopteri; Cypriniformes; Cyprinidae. The coding region runs from base 259 to 624 and encodes 121 amino acids.